Molecule: messenger RNA, 1059 nt
Organism: Ascochyta rabiei
Lineage: Eukaryota; Fungi; Ascomycota; Dothideomycetes; Pleosporales; Didymellaceae
Exons: 1
Coding region: 1-1059 (352 amino acids)
Source: RefSeq, a predicted model, not a curated record
AUGGCUUCCGCCGAAUACUAUUUAGGCAGUCAAGGAGCGCAACAAUAUCAUAGCCAGCAUCCGUCUGCUACAUACCCACCUCAACAAGCGCAGUAUCAGCAUCAACAGCCUCCAGCACAACCAUGGUCGCAACAACAGUAUAAUAACUCAUCCUACAUCAGCACCCCACCGCCCUCGUAUUCGCCAUAUGCCACUCAGCGAGGAAAUCAGCUUCAAGCAUACCCUCCAUCACAUCCGCCACAGCAGCAGCAGUACCCUGCCAAGGGUUACCAAGAAGCAGUAGCACCAUAUUUUCCACCUCCACCACAUCAGCCAAACGGCUACUUGGGCGCACCGCUACAACACGUCCGUAGCCACUCCCAGCCUGCUACUCGAGUCCGAUUUGCAGACCAAGAAUCGACUGCUCUCGGUUCAGAGACCGAAUUGGACAGCGACCUAUCUCUACGACGCAAACACAGUCACUGUCGAAGUUACGAUCGCAGGCGCGACUAUGAUCGCUCAACAGAUUUAGACCAUGAAUCAGACUACAGCGACCGAGAGCAUGAUUACUCUAGUAGCCAUCGUACCAGGGGCCACGAAAAGAAGCAUGAGGAUCGAGAUACGUUCUUAGGUGCCGGUGCUGGCGGCAUCCUUGGCGAUGCCAUCUUCCCUGGUCUCGGUACAGCAGCCGGCCUGCUGAUUGGUGGGCUUGGUGGUAGAAAAUACGCGAAGGAAAAGCGGAGCCAUAGCGAAGAAGGACGGCCUCAUCGACACCGAGACGCUUACCGCGAAGGAAGAGAGGAAGGGCGUGAUGACAGAGAACACGGAAGACAUAGACAUCGUGGUGCAUACCGUGAAGGCAAGGAGGACAGGAGGAGAGAUAGGGCUAGAGACUCUGGCUAUGGACAUGACGAAUGGGACGUAAGAAGCGGCUAUGGAAAUGCGAGGGAUGACAGGCACGGGCAGCACUACGACGGUUGUGAGGAUGGGCACAAGCAGCGCGGGAAGCACAGAAAAUAUGGCCAGCGGGGCUGGGAUGAAGACAGUGCGACCUUCAAGAGCGGCACAGCAGUACGGUAG